Momordica charantia (bitter melon) is the source of this 1273-nucleotide messenger RNA. Its product is annotated as GDSL lipase. The record is from RefSeq and is a predicted model, not a curated record. Lineage: Eukaryota; Viridiplantae; Streptophyta; Magnoliopsida; Cucurbitales; Cucurbitaceae. Gene Ontology annotation, molecular function: lipase activity.
ACGAGCAGAAGACUUCCGGCUCUGCAUCAGUUUCUCUUCUAGAGAUGGAGAUUUCAAACUUGCACUUCUCUUUCUGGAUCUUCUUCGCAGUCGUCGUCAUCGCAGAAGGCUCCCGAAUCGACGGCGUUCCUCCGCCGGAAAGACGUGUAGCCUUAUUCGUAUUCGGCGAUUCCUUUUUCGAUCCUGGAAACAACAACUACAUCGACACCACCGAGGAUUUCCGGGCGAAUUUCACGCCCUACGGCGAAACUUUCUUCCACUUCCCCACCGGAAGGUUUUCCGAUGGCCGUCUCAUGCCGGAUUUCAUAGCCGAGUAUGCAAAAUUGCCUCUGAUUCCGCCAUAUUUAGAUCCUCACAACAAUCUCUACAUCCAUGGCGUUAAUUUUGCAUCCGGUGGAGGCGGCGCUUUAGUCGAAACUCACCGAGGAUUGGCCAUAGACAUUGAAACUCAGCUUAGGUAUUUCAACAAAGUGGAGAAAUCAUUAAGGAAGAAGCUCGGCGAUGCCGGAGCCCGCAGCUUGCUCUCAAACUCUGUUUAUUUGUUCAGCAUCGGAGGAAACGAUUACAUCGUCGCAUUCGACAAAGGCUCCACCGUGCUUCAAACGUACACCGAAACAGAGUACGUGAAAAUGGUGAUCGGAAACGUGACGACGGUGCUCGAAGAAAUAUACAAGAAAGGAGGAAGGAAAUUUGCGUUCGUGGCGGUGCCUCCUUUAGGUUGUUUGCCGCACUCGAGACUGGCGAGAGGAGACCGCCAUGGAAGGUGUUGGGAAGAAGCUUCGGCAUUGGCGAGACUGCACAACAAGAUGCUUCCCGGUGCCCUAAAGAAGCUUGCGAUCAAACUCAAAGGAUUCAAAUACACAGUCGCCGAUACCUACACUCUGCUUCAAAACAGAAUAGACAAUCCUUCCAAAUACGGUUUCAAGGAAGGGAAAAGUGGAUGCUGUGGGAGCGGAGAGUACAGAGGAAUAUAUAGCUGCGGAGGGAAGAGAGGACAGAAAGAGUUUGAACUCUGCAAAAAUCCCAACCAAUAUUUGUUCUUUGACUCUUAUCAUCCCAACCAAAGAGCUUACGAACAGUUUGCCAAGCACAUGUGGAGUGGGGACACCCAAGUAAUUAACCCUUAUAAUCUCAAACAACUCUUUCAACAUGACACAUCAUCCGCUUAAAUUUACUCGUUUUAGACUCGUACAAUAUGAGAAUAAGAAAUCGAGUCUGUAUUUGAUAUAUGAAUUUGCUAUUCAAUAAAAGAUAUAUGAGUUACACGAGCAUA